AUGGACUGCAACUAUCCAACCACUUUCCCAUACAUCAAUGCGCGACCAAUCUCUAAUGACGACGAUGUUCAAAUCAUCGAAGAAAAGGAGACCAGUGAGUUUUUUUUUAAAGUUUGCCUUUUUAUCAUUAUUUUUCAGAGCCUUUCCUGAAGAGAGUUCAAAAGGACUUGGCCAAUUAUUUGGCAAAGAAGCACUUGUUGCCGAGAAUCACUCCAGAUUUUUUCGGUGGGGAUAUCAAAGUACGUGUUUUUUGCAACCUGCCAAAACAGGACCCUGUGGGCCAAAUUCCCGCAACGAUCAACACCGGGAUGUUAGAUGGACCUAAUACCUAAUUCUCUUAUAAUGUAUUGACCCCUACAUGAUUUACUCUUAUUUUAAUAAAUAUAUUACAUUACAAAUCUUGUUUAUUAGUUAAAUAAAUUUCGGAAAAAAAAAAACUUAUAUUAAAAUCCAGAGUGUUUGUUUGAACGCCUGCUUAUCAAAAAUUCACCAUCCAAUUCCAUUGAGCAAGUCAUAUGCUACAAAAAAUUGUUAUUUUAUUGGAAACCUGACUGUGCUGCUCUUCGAGUUCUUGCGAACAUCAAGAAACCAGUGGAUGAGAUUCGGCUUGCGCUUUUUAAAGAAUUUUCAGAAGACAUUUUGAAACAACCACAGGUAUGAUUUAAUAUUCAAUUUUUGUAGACUUUAAAAUUUUUCAAAGGUUUUUUAGAUCCUAGAUUUUCCCAGAUUUGUUUAGCAAAUUUUCGAGCAAUUCUGAAAUGUUUCUAAAUUUAUUGAGAAGCUUUGAGAACAUAUUUUAGAAUUUAAAAAUUUGAAAAAAAAUUUAGAAAACUUCCCCCCACUUUCUAGUUUUUUUCCAGAAUUCUGAAGAAUACAAAAACUUUCUAGAUUUUCUAAACAAAAUGAUUCGGCUUCUAAAAAUUCAGAACACUUUCUAGAUUUUUUUUCGGAAAAUUUAGAAAAUUUUCCAAAACUUUCUUUAUAAAUUUUUGAACGAUCUGAAAAAUUUCAUCAAUUUUAAUUUUGAAAAUCCAAAUUCUUUCAGAUUUAUCAAGUUUCGAAGACUCUAAGCCUCGAUCGUUUGCAUCUCACAAAUCAACAAUUUCGCCAAUUAUCCGCCAAAAAUGUUUCAAUGUUGAUUGGUAAUUUGACAGAACAAAAUAUUGUGGAUUUUCUAAAAUCAUUUUUUUGA
Caenorhabditis angaria is the source of this 1192-nucleotide messenger RNA. Lineage: Eukaryota; Metazoa; Nematoda; Chromadorea; Rhabditida; Rhabditidae. The record is from the annotation of a GenBank genome assembly.